AAAACGAAAACACUCUGUUGUCCUGAGCAACUGGCAAAUUUGCUAUUUAUGCCAUUGGCAUUGCCGCGGGGAUCUUUCUCUGAAAAAGUGCCUUUAACUUCCAAUCCUGAGCAAUCCGGGGAGGAAAGUCCCGCCAUUCAGUCUGACAAUAGCCUUAAUCAGUUAGAACCUGAUAAUAUCGCUAAAUUUCAGCAACGACAAAGCCAAACUCAAGCAAUUAAUCAUGAUUAUCUCCCGGAUCUCAAAGGAGCCUUAAAGGGCUUUUAUGAAGAAAAUGUUAAAGAAACCAUCGAAACCAAGACCCACGAAUUUAAGCAAUUAAUUCAGCAAAAUGCUGCCAUUGGAAAAAGUAAAUAUUUAGCCUUGGGGGUUCUCACGGUAUCUGUUUUUUUACCGGUCUCUAUGUUCGUCAUUGAGCCAACACCGGCCAAGGACAAUUCCGAAGAUUGA
Molecule: messenger RNA, 450 nt
Organism: Ambispora leptoticha
Lineage: Eukaryota; Fungi; Glomeromycota; Glomeromycetes; Archaeosporales; Ambisporaceae
Source: the annotation of a GenBank genome assembly